Messenger RNA from Sceloporus undulatus (fence lizard), 3862 nucleotides. RefSeq names its product caveolin 2 (gene CAV2). The coding region runs from base 167 to 658 and encodes 163 amino acids. NCBI's taxonomy places the organism in Eukaryota, Metazoa, Chordata, Lepidosauria, Squamata, Phrynosomatidae. The record is from RefSeq and is a predicted model, not a curated record. Gene Ontology annotation, molecular function: protein kinase binding; molecular adaptor activity. Gene Ontology annotation, cellular component: perinuclear region of cytoplasm; caveola; Golgi apparatus. Gene Ontology annotation, biological process: insulin receptor signaling pathway; positive regulation of MAPK cascade; caveola assembly. The transcript is spliced from 3 exons.
UCUGCUGCUGCUGGUGCUGCUGCUGCUGGAGCCUUCUCUGCCCAGCCUGGUGGAGCUGGUGGUGGGUCCCUCUGGGGAGAAAGCCAGGGCUCCUUGCUUGCCUCCUCCGAAGGGGGAAAGGGAGGGAGGAAGGACCUGGGGAAGAAAGGGAGCCCCCCAGCCAGCCAUGGGGUUGGAGAAGGAGAAAAUGGACACCCAGAUCUUCAUGGAUGAGGACGGGUUCCAGCGCAGCGGCAGCCCAGCUCUGUCUGAGAAGGAGGAGAAGAGCCUGGAGAAGAGCCCCGACAGGGACCCCCACGGAAUCAACGCACACCUCAAGCUAGGAUUUGAGGAUGUGAUUGCUGAGCCGGCCUCCACUCAUUCCUUUGAUCGCAUUUGGAUCUGCAGCCAUGCACUCUUUGAGCUGAGCAAAUACUUGAUCUACAAGCUCCUGACCCUUUUCCUUGCUAUUCCCCUGGCCCUGAUCGCAGGACUCCUCUUUGCCGUGCUCAGCUGCCUCCACAUCUGGAUUGUGGUGCCCUUCAUAAGGUCUUGCCUGUUGGUAUUGCCCUCUGUGCAGGCUAUGUGGAAGAGCAUAACAGACCUUUUUGUUGCACCCAUGUGUCGCAGUGUAGGAAGGUGCUUUGCUGCAGUUGACAUACGUCUGGACCAAGAGUGAACAUCUGGGAUUGGACACUUCUCCGCUCUUCCAUCAAGUUAAACAUACUUGCUGACAUAGCAUGGAGACACUUAACCAUUCAUUCCAAAAGUACUACUGUUUAAAUGGCUGGCUGCUUUUUGUUCUUCAGUUGCAUUGCACUGUUUUCUAGAAAGAAAGCUUGCUCUGGGGAAGGGGAAAGAAUUAUUUAAAACUUGCCAUGUUUUUAAUUGAAAAAUAACAAGCUUUGGCAAUGCUUUAUUUAAUGGUACUGUAAAUUCAUCUGGUUCUUAAAGAUGUGUCCUUGAGGAUAUACAUGGCCACGUCAUCAUAGUACUCAGCUACUCUGAAGUGUGAAUGGGGGAUCUCACUAUGUGCUCUGUCGGCUGUAUCCAUAUCUUUUGGAGUGCACAGUUUUCUUGAAAGUUAUAUCGGUUUUCAUCUAUUAUCUAAAUUCCAGUGGUCACACUUCCACUUUCCUCAGCAGCUGAUUCCUUGUAGAAUCUAUCAGUUUCUUGCAUAAUCCAGUUGCGAAGCUUCCUCAGAGUACUGAGCUGAGUCCAUGGGCAGCUGUAACUUAGUACUGGGAGCAGGGAAUUUGAGCCAUAGAUUGCAUUUGAGCUGGAGCCUAGAAUGCAUUUGUCCUAUUGAUCAGCCAUGGACCAAUGUUUAGAGUACGCCAAACUAAUCCAAAAGCCACAUAUUGAUUGUCAGUCACAGAGGCUAAUGUUGCAUUUCCCUUCUUCCAUUCUGGAAAAAGGCUAUAGAAUAAUGGUGAUCGACUAUGUGAGGGGCCAGCGGCCAAUUCCCCAUAGUUUCUGUAUGGACAGUAAGUCCAAAUACCUCCACCUUCUUCUGCAGUCCCUCUCAAAUGACAUUUAAUCACUUCCUGUCACCAUUUUGAGAGGGGCUUCAGAGGAGAACAGAGAUGGAAGAUAGUACAGGUUCUAGGGUGAUUGUGUGGUGGGAUAUUUUCACAUGUUUUUAUGCCUUUGGGAGGCUUUCUGUAUGGUUUGGGAGAAAAAAAUGCCUGGAAAUCAUACUUUCUUUUGGGGGAUUUGGGGGUUCAGGGAUCAUAAAAGUGGGAUCAAUAGCCUACUCCUGCUGUAGAACCUAUGUACAGACAUUCCUGGGUAGUACAUCAGACUAGGUUCCAGCUCAUAGACUCCUAUUUCAGGCACUGGAAUUUCUGACAAAAUGGAACUCAGCUAUACAAGCAUUAGGCACACAUGGAGAGCCCCUGCUAAAAGAAGAAUGCUUGUAGCCACUCCCUUUCAUUCAAGUGAACAGACAAACAUUUUCAAUAAUUCUACAUGGUUUUGAGAGAACAUAGGAUGACAAAUCACCAUCCUUCAGGCAAUUGAGAGAACCCUGACUUAUCAUUGCUUUAUCCUGAAGGAUGUAUUUCUUAAAAGCAUCUUUAUGAUUUUCACUCUCUGUCUUAGAAUGUUAUCCAUUUCUUCAGGAGAUGUGAAUUGAGUUCGGAAUUCAAAGAAGCACACUUGAAAAUUUUACACAAAAUUGUGUGAAGAAAGGGACAUAAUUAAAUACUUCUGCUAUUCAGAUUCCUAAGGAUCAAAACAAAGACGAAGCAUUGCUCCAAAAAUCACUCUUCAAGAUAAGGUGUUAGUUUGGAGUAGGCAGUAAAUCCUAAUUCUUUAUUUAAUGAACCUUUUGACUUGGUUGUAUAUACAGUACUUUGUUUCUGUGUAAAUGGUGUUGGAUAGGUUACCUUGUAGGUUUAUUUUUACAGUCCUGAUAUUCUUGCCAUGUGGGAUGCUCAGGUGAUCUGCUGUUGGGCAUGGAAAGGCUAUACCAUGCACACAAUCUGCAAAGGUUUCUGCACAGGAAAAAAAUAGGAUCUUGAAUUAUCUUCUGAACCAAGAAGUCAAUGCAGGAUCCUGUUGUGCCUCAGAGGCCAGAGUAUCCCAUUUUGAAGUAGAUGCUACCAAUCUCUAAACUCAACAAUCUGUGGAUAUUUUCUUGCACAGGGGGAUGUGAAUGUCUGCUGAUCUGUGUUCCUGAUAUGUGCAGUUUCCAUGUGCAGAAAUGCAGAAAUGCCAGCAUGUAGCACUUGACUAUCUGUAUAGAGUAAGGCCAAUGAAUUUCUAAACGACCGGAGUUUGUUGUCCAGAUCAUUGCUUCCUGGGUAUGAGGGGGCAACCAUUUCCCCCAUAUGUGCCAUUGAGUUCAUUCUUUUGUCAGGGACUGGCAGCCACUGGCUGAGGGACCUGCAUCAUUACAAGGCCACCAUUCUGAGUAGCACUCUUCUAGAGUAUCCAAGCCAUCAACUAAAAGACUCAUAUGUAGUUCAGAUCAGACCAAAGACUUUGUACAAUUCCAUUUUAAUACUUAAAUCUUGUAAUACAGCUAUGCAAAAGAUACCAAAUAUGUAUUUUUAAAAAUAUUUUUAUUAAAUUUAUCUAUAUAACAUUCAAGAUUUUAUGCCUUUGCAGUUUAGCAAUGUCACUGUUUAAUGAUCACAAAAAUAAACCUUUUGCUGACACUUCAGCUGGUGGGACGUUCUCUUACAAAAAGAAACAGAAGCAUUAAUCUGGUCUCCAGUCUUGCAACUAUGUUAUUAUUGAAGCCUAAUGCCAAAGGUCAUUGUGCAUACAUUUAAUAUAGCUAUAAGAGUGCAGUGUGCAUGCCAUGCAACGUGCAACCUGCAUUCAUUUGAAACUCAGCUGUACUGUUCAUGUAACGGUGUACUCCCCCCCCCCCAAGAAUUUCAUUGUGGUGCAAACCAAAACACUUUCUCCAAAGUGUUAUUUAAUUGAAUAUUUUAAGUUGCUUUUUUUCAUACAUGAAAACAAAAAAUAAUUCCCACAACUCUGUGCAGCUUUUUAGAUAUGAAUUAGACAUUUUGAUUGACUCCUGCAAAUCAAAACUGUCAAAAACCUUGCUCUAGAAUUGAAGGGUAUUAAGUGAACAACCUAUCAGAGUAUAAAACAGUGAAAUAAAACUCUUGGUGAUUUUUUCUAAUGAAGAGGGCUGCUAUCUUUGGGAAAUGUGGUUGUUUUUUGCUUGUAAAUUUAAAUACUGUAAUUUGGAGUGGCUUUAGGUGGCCAAAUUUGCAAUCAAUUAUGCACCUGCCUGGGAAUAAAUUUCAUUUGAGUUCAGGAGAUCUUCUUUCUGAGUAAACAUGCAAGGACUGGGAUACCUUAGAAUUUAACUGUGUAUGCACCUCACAUUAGUGAGUAAAACAGAAUACAUUAAUAAACA